GCAGCUCUGGUUUCCGGCCCCGAAUCUAUACCAUCACCCCCAAGAGGCUCUGCCAUAACCUAGUAGGACCAGCCUGGGAACCAGACCAAUACAGUGGGACUGCCUCUGAACUCAAGCAACUACUGACGACAGAAAGGCAUCACAACCUGUUGAUUUUGGGGAAGCAUAUGCCAAAAUUGCAGCGACAUGAAUAACGUCUUCAACUUCGAGGAUUAUUAUUAUGACACCAAUAGCACCAUCAUCAACACCACCUUCGUGCCGGCCCCCAACACAUUGAGCUGUAAUGUUGAGAUUUCUCCCACAGUGGCCAGGCUGUUGUGUUUCACAUACAUUGUUAUUUUCCACAUGGCAGUAUCGGGCAACAUAUUGGUAGGGCUGGUGAUCUGUGUCAAUUGGCGCGUCCUGACUCCGUCGGACGUGUAUCUGUUCCACCUCACCAUCGCCGACUUCCUGCUGGCCCUCACGCUGCCCUUCUGGGCCACCAAGGCCGGCUUCCAGACUUGGAUUUUCGGUGACUUCAUGUGCAAGUUGGUCAGCCUCAUCACGGAGGCCAACUUCUACACCAGCAUCCUCUUUCUGGUGUGCAUCAGCAUCGACCGCUACCUCACUAUCGUCUGCGCCGCCAGUACACGCGUAUACCGACAGCGCUACUGCAGUCGCUUCGCGUGUGCGUCCAUAUGGGCCCUGGGCGUGCUGCUGGCCCUGCCCGCACUCGUCAAAGAGGCCCUCGUCCUGACCACGGAGAAGGUGGCUUGCGCCGAGCCUUUGUUCGGCAAUUCGAUGUGGAAGGUCGCCACGCGGGUGCUCCGCCACGUGGUGGGCUUCCUGCUGCCGCUGGUCGUCAUGGUGACGUGCUACGGCAUCACCAUCGCCAGGCUCCUGCGCACGCGUAGCUUCAAGAAGCACCGGGCCAUGCGGGUGAUCAUGGCGGUGGUGGGGGCCUUCCUGCUGUGCUGGAUGCCGUACCACCUGGCGGUGAUCACCGACACCCUGAUGCGGAUUGGCCUGCUGGAGUACGACUGCACGGCGAGGAUGGCGGCGGACACGGCGGAGCGGGUUACACUCUCGCUGGCUCUGGCCCACUGCUGCAUCAACCCCGUGUUGUAUGCCAUCGUGGGGGAGAAGUUCUGGGGCAACCUGGCCAAGAUCAGGAUCCACCGAGACGUGAUGGUCUCAAGGUCCAGGUACAGCAGGUCGACGUCUCAGACGUCUGAAGGGAACGGGCCGGUUUUCUGAAAUGACCCCGCCGAAAGGAGCGAGUUCUCAAGCCCGUGACCAAAGAUGGCAUGCAGGCAGCACGCUCACCACGGCUAAUUAUGUGUCUAUGAACCCUAUCUUAAAAUUUCACAUGUUGUAAAAAAAAUCACGGCCUGCAACUUUCCACGAAAAAGGUCAGACCAUCGAUCCCAGACCAAUAAUGGCAUUUGCCCAAGCAUCCAUUUUUUCUUGGCAGAAACAGAGUUGAUGUCGAAGACUGCCAUUUAUACCACAACAUGGCAGCCGUAGUCUACUCUCUUGUAUUAAAAAAUAGCCAAGCGUGACGGUUCUCCUUUAAAAAAACAUUUAUGCACAGUCAAGCUUUCAUAUUGACCUUUAGAAGACAAUAACUAAACAGUUUGUAAGUCUGUUGUUGUAAGUCUACGUUACCGCAACAGUGUGGCCUUAAACGAGGUCUGUGACCCCUAAAGCUAGUCACAACUAAAUGCAGAAACUCAUUCUCCCCAGGAAUAGACAAGCUAUUUGUCUCUCACCAGAGUCAGUCCUCCCACUGAGAUAUGCUGAUGAAUCGUAGUACAAACAUACAAUUAAUUAAUUGUACAUAACAUAACCUACAUGUACUGUUCAAGUAAACAUAAGGUUCAGUGCCAAAGUUUGAGUCUGACCCAUUGAUUUGAACUCAUUGGUUUUUUACUUGUCUUAUAACUAAGCUUCAAAGUUGGAUACAUUAAUAGAUAAGGCUUUAUGGCUUAAUAUAUAUAUUUUAUGGGCCCACUGGCCGUACACUUCUCACUCCGCCAAGAGGUCCCUGGAGGAAAAAGGUUGAAGUCCUCUGCAACAUAAUAAUCGGAAGGUUGCUUACUUUUUAAUGUAUUAAUCAGUGCCCUGAUAAAUGUGAACCUGUGGUCAAAACAGAAGUGUGUACUUUGUGUAGUUGAAUGUUAUUUGCUUGAAUGUUAUUUGCUUGCUGAACACUAAUACUGUUUUGCUUUUUGCGUUAAUUGCAUCAGCUGUCACUGCUCAUCAAAUAAAGACGACUUUAGAUCUCC
Messenger RNA from Gadus morhua (Atlantic cod), 2267 nucleotides. Its product is annotated as C-X-C chemokine receptor type 2. NCBI's taxonomy places the organism in Eukaryota, Metazoa, Chordata, Actinopteri, Gadiformes, Gadidae. Bases 187 to 1236 code for a protein of 349 amino acids. Gene Ontology annotation, molecular function: C-X-C chemokine receptor activity; C-C chemokine binding; C-C chemokine receptor activity. Gene Ontology annotation, biological process: neutrophil chemotaxis; calcium-mediated signaling; immune response. The record is from RefSeq and is a predicted model, not a curated record. Gene Ontology annotation, cellular component: external side of plasma membrane; membrane. The transcript is spliced from 3 exons.